UUUUGGGACGGCAUAUAACAUGUGUGAGCAUGUGACCAGUGAGCAGGACAGAGACGACCCACCUCCUGAUGCUGAGUGGUCAUUCCCUGUGGAGGCAUGUCAGCCUGUGACAUCAAAGAGUCAAAUUAGCGACAGUGAUGAUGAAGAGGAGACAGAAGAGAAGAAAGACGAAGAAGAGGAAGAAGGUUUGCAAACUAUUACAAAGGUUAAAAAAAGGGAUGGGGACACUCGAUGCCUUGCAGAUUUCAAUACCAAUCGACGGCAUUCAUUCUCAGACAACAUCUCAGGUGGAAGGUCUUUCCCCCUCUCCAUAGAGGACCUGGGACAGUUUGCUCUGCGCCCUGCUCCAAGAGAUUCAACAAUCCAGUGCAGGAUAACAAGGGACAGAAGAGGCAUGGAGAGAGGAAUUUACCCCACAUAUUACCUCCACCUUGAGAAAGAGGAUGGGACACGGGUCUUUCUGAUGGCUGGCAGGAAGAGGAAAAAGAGCAAAACCUCAAACUACCUGAUCUCCACUGACCCAACUGACUUAUCCAGAAAGACAAAGAGCUACAUUGGCAAAUUACGGUCCAACGUGCUGGGUACUAAAUUCACUGUGUUUGACAGCGGAGAAAAUCCAGAAAAACAGCCUUUUAUCAAAGAGACAGAGAUGCUUCGUCAGGAGCUUGCAGCCAUCUGCUAUGAGAAAAACUUGCUGGGGUUUAAGGGCCCGAGGAAGAUGGCUGUGAUUAUUCCUGGAAUGAGGGCAAAUGAUGAGAGAGUCAUUAUCUGCCCUAAAAAUGACCUUGAGUCGCUGACCUGUCGUUAUGAGAACGGCAAUACGGACAACCUAGUGUGUCUGGUGAAUAAGUCGCCAGUUUGGAACGAGCAGACGCAGUCCUACGUGCUCAACUUCCACGGGCGUGUUACUCAGGCUUCCGUCAAGAACUUUCAGAUCAUCCAUCCCGACAAUGCGGACUACAUCGUCAUGCAGUUUGGCCGUGUUUCACACAAUGUCUUCUCCAUGGAUUACAGCUUCCCGCUGUGUGCUCUUCAGGCCUUUGCCAUCACACUGUCCUCCUUUGAUGGCAAACUGGCGUGUGAAUAAGUACCACUGCGUGGGUGAUGAUUUCAUAGGGCUUUGUUAUUUAUGUCUAGUCCAUAUCGACGGUUAGUCUCAUGUCAUCUGCUCAUUAUUAAUUGGCAAUUUA
This is a messenger RNA of Brienomyrus brachyistius, 1190 nucleotides long. Its product is annotated as tubby protein homolog. Gene Ontology annotation, cellular component: cilium. Lineage: Eukaryota; Metazoa; Chordata; Actinopteri; Osteoglossiformes; Mormyridae. Gene Ontology annotation, biological process: protein localization to cilium. The transcript is spliced from 8 exons. The coding region runs from base 20 to 1087 and encodes 355 amino acids. The record is from RefSeq and is a predicted model, not a curated record.